Molecule: messenger RNA, 2021 nt
Organism: Mugil cephalus (flathead mullet)
Lineage: Eukaryota; Metazoa; Chordata; Actinopteri; Mugiliformes; Mugilidae
Gene: ubl3b
Product: ubiquitin-like 3b
Exons: 6
Coding region: 252-605 (117 amino acids)
Molecular function (GO): protein binding
Source: RefSeq, a predicted model, not a curated record
GUUUACAACCAGCUGACAUCCGGUGUCUUCCCGUCCAUUAGCCUUCGAUACCCACAGUCAACCAUAACGAUACCUAUCUGCACUCGAUAAUUUCCUCACGAAAAUCGAUCCCUGUUGAUUCGUCAACUCAACUGAAUGCAAAAUUCCAUCGUGUUCAUCAGAUGCAGGGCUCUGGCCCCGUCCCCAGCAGCUGAAGCACACCAGUCCUGUCCUCUCUGCUCCACGUCCACGGACUUCCUCCUCGCUGAGCCAUGACCACCCAGAGGGACCUUGAUAUGGUGCACCUCCGCCUCAUCCUGGUCAGUGGCAAAACGCAAGACUUCACUUUCUCCCCGAACGACUCGGCCACAGACAUCGCCAAGCAUGUGUUUGACAACUGGCCUGCAGGAUGGGAGGAAGAGCAGGUGAGCAGUCCCAGUAUACUGCGCCUCAUCUUUCAGGGACGCUUCCUUCACGGCAACGUUACCCUGGGAGCUCUAAAGCUGCCACCGGGCCGGACGACCGUCAUGCACCUGGUCGCCAGAGAGACUCUUCCAGAGCCCAACUCUCAUGGUCAAAGGAACAGAGAAAAAACCACAGAGAGUAAUUGCUGCCUCCUCUUGUAAAGAAAAGACCCCUCCCCCCCUCCCCCACCCUAACCUUACACCCACAAACAUAACACACAUAUUAAACAUGCAAUCGCCCCCUCUCCGUUCUCUCCCGCCUGUCAUCCCGUCAGCUGUGGACCUGGAAUAAAUUGGAAGUCCGUUUGUGGCCAUCGCUCACUUCGGUUGAACUUUUGUCCAAUCUGAGGGGUUUUUCUUUUGUGCCAAUAUGUGUUCACUUUUCUGCCCCCGAACCUUUACUCUGUCAACCCAGUCGUAGUUAGACCACGACUUUGAACAAUACUGGAUCCGCGCGGUGCGGAUCUCUUUGUCUCUGGAGACGUUUUCAAGAGCUGUCACAUGUAGAGAUGAAGACCCAGGAACUCGUCGCUCUUCUUCAUGGACACAGAAGUGCUAUAAAGGAUGUGUGGGACUUUAACCCUUCCCUACUAGUCACAUGGAUGUUUCCCUAGGUCUUACUGAAUGGUGUUAACCCUCUCAUUGCACUUAACCAGUUUAAUUCUGAAGUGUUUAUUGUGUUUCACCUCCCCUUCCUCAUGGCUUUUUUUUGUUUGUUUGUUUUUGGGUCAGAUGAACUGACCUUAAUAUUCCCUAUGUGGUAGAAAAUGUGCCAUCCUCCUCAUAGACUAUCUCUGCCUCACUAACUGGACUGUUUGGCCUGGACCGAUUACCUGCAGCAGUUUGUUCCUGGCUGUGGACCAAUGGAAAACUUUUAUCAGGGAGAGUCAAACACCUGAGGGUCCAUGAGAAAAACAGGAGCAGCGAGGAAAAGGACGUCGCCACCGGCUGUUUGUCUGGCGGAGACUUUAUCGAUUAGACUGUCGACGCAGCGGGCCAGUUAAACGCAGACGCAAGACAAGUUUGAAAUGGGAGGCGUGAGACCCUCCUCUCACGGACACUGAAAACGAGGCAGAGGGAGAGAUCCUCCCGUUGGAUGAAGAGUUAAAAAAAAAAGGAAAGUUUUGGCGGUGUUUCACCUCCUUUUUUCAUUUGGAUGCUGUCGUUACUUCUCGUUUGCCUUUUAUCGUGGAAUUCAGUAAUAUCAUUAAUAUUGAAAUUUAAAUAUAUCAAUUUUUAUCUUGUGUAUAGGUAUGUGUUGAAUUUUAGUGUGGGUGCGUUUGUGUGUGCGAGUGAGGGUGUGUGAUGCACGUGGCAUACUGAAUGAGGACUAGUUGAGGGCAUGUGGUCUUAAAAAAAAUUAGGUGGUGCACUGGGAGUGUUGAUGGUUUGUGGUUUCUUCAGAAACAGUCGGAAACCUUUUGAUUCCUUCCAUCGAGUGUCCUUUGGUUUGUGUUUUUGUCAAUCAGUGUCACUGCUAUGAAGUUUAGCUCAGUAUGAAUAAAUGUAAAAACUAAAAUGCAAUGUGGUCUACAUAAAUGCUUGUAUUAUAAAUUAAUAAAUCUUUACAUAAGGCAA